Molecule: messenger RNA, 321 nt
Organism: Owenia fusiformis
Lineage: Eukaryota; Metazoa; Annelida; Polychaeta; Sabellida; Oweniidae
Source: the annotation of a GenBank genome assembly
AAUUUGUUUAUUGUAUUCAACUGUGGAAGUCAUGCAUACAAGGCAACACAUAUUACUGCUUUUAGCCAUGGUUGUGUUCUUGAUAGUUUGUCUGAACAUUUACUACAUGUAUUAUACUCAUAAAAAUAUACGAGUGAGAAAAAAGAUUAUAGUCUUCAGUAAAAAUGAUGAUCUGAUAGAACAAUUACAUAAAAAUGGAUACGCAAUCAGGAAUACAGAAUCACAAAUGAAAGUGGUUAAAAAGAGAGUAGUAGAAAAUGUACAAAAGAUUGGGUUUAAUAACUCUAAAGUAGUACCAAUUGAAAAAGAGGAACCGCAUAA